UGGACGAAAAUAUGUAAAAAACUAACGGCAUCCAGCUAAGGAGGCAUAGGAUGAAGCUCUCGUCGCUUCUUUCUGUAGUGAAGAGUGGUUUCACUCCAACCUCCCAACACUUGAACCACUUCCUCCUCUUCCUUUCUCGAUCCAAAAAAUUCAAACUCAUCAUCCACUUAGUCCAAUCAAACAAAUUCAACACAGACUCCAACACACAAAAAAUCUUUAUACGAGCACUUGCCAAAGAGAACAGAUUCGAAGAGGCACUUCAGCACUUGAAAUUGAAUACUACUAACCAGCUCGACAAACGCCUAAUUGAUUCUUCAAUUCAAGGCCUCUCUAAAACAAAUCCCGAAAAGGCGCUUUCUUUACUGCAGGAUUGCUCAGGGAAAGAUGGUAUUUUGCUCUCUUCUUACACUUUUUGUUCGUUGAUUCACUCUUUCUGCAGUCAGGAAAGGAUCAAUGAAGCAAUUCAAGUGCUGGAGUUAAUGACCCAUGAGAAAAUUAAAUACCCAUUUGAUAAUUUUGUGUGCAGUUUUGUGAUUCAUGGGUUCUUGAGUGUUGGAAAGCCUGAGCUUGCUGUUGAGUUCUUUGAAAAUGCUGUGAAUUCAGGUUGUUUAAAGCCCAAUGUUGUUACUUACACAACACUUGUGAGUGCUUAUUAUAUGUUAGGUAGAAUUGAGGAGGUUUCUAAUUUGGGGAUAAAUGGAUUAGAAUUAGAUGUUGUGUUUUACAGUAAUUGGAUAUAUGGGUAUUUUAGGGAAGGAGCAAUUGAAGAGGCACUAAAAAGAUAUAAUGAGAUGGUGUGUACUAGGAGAAUUGAGUUGGAUACAAUAGGCUAUACAAUACUUAUUGAUGGGUUCUCAAAGGAGGGACAUGUGGAGAAAGCAGUUGGGUUCCUAUACAGGAUGAAAAAACAUGGUCUUCAACCUAAUUUGGUUACUCUUACAGCACUAGUAUUAGGAUUCUGCAAGAAGGGGAAAGUGCUUGAGGCGUUUGCAGUGUUUAAGAUGGUUGAGGAUUUGCAGAUUGAAGCAGAUGAAUUUGUCUAUGCAGUAUUGAUUGAUGGUAUGUGCAGGAAGGGUGACGUUGGACGCGCAUUUGAACUGCUCGGUGAAAUGGAGAAGAAAGGCAUAAAACCUAGUGUUGUCACAUAUAAUACCAUUAUCAAUGGAUUGUGCAAAGCUGGGAGGAUGAAUGAGGCCGAUGAUGUGUCUAAGGGAAUCCUCGGAGAUGUUAUCACGUAUAGUACAUUGUUACAUGGUUAUAUUCAAGAAGAAAAUGUCAUGGGAAUGCUAGAAACAAAAAAGAGAGUUGAAGCAGCUGAUGUUUUUCUGGAUGUUACUAUGUGCAACUUGCUUAUAAAAGCCCUAUUUAUGAUGGGGUUGUUUGAGGAGGCUCUUUCCAUAUAUAAGAAAAUAUCAGAUAUGGGCAUUACUUCCAAUUCUGUUAAUUACUGUGCCAUGAUUGACGGUUACUUAAAAGUAGGAAUGAUAGAGGAAGCACUUGAAAUAUUUGAUGAAUUUCGGAAGACAUCUAUACCUUCAGCUGCAUGUUACAAUUGCACCAUUCAAGGGCUCUGUAGGAAUGGCAUGCCGGACAUUGCAAUUGAAGUAUUCAUUGAACUAAUUGAUCGAGGUUUGCCUUUAAGUACAAGGAUCUAUAUGACAUUGAUAAAAAAGAUCUUUGAAGUUAAGGGUGCUCAGGGAGUUUUAGAUUUGUUUCAGAGAUUGGAAAGAGUUAAGCAUGGAAAAUUUGGUUCAAUGUGUGAAGAUGCUGUUUCUUUCCUGUGCAACAAAGGAUUACUAGAGGCUGCAGUCAAUCUGCUAAUUGUGAUCCAAAGUAAUGGUUUUGUUCUGAGCAAGAAAUCCUACCAUCUUUUAAUGAAAUCUCUUCUCUAUGGUGGCCAAACCUUUUUGACUGGACUUCUUUUGACAACAUUCCUAAAAAAAUAUGGGAUGUUUGAGCACGGGGCAAAGAAGAUGCUUGUGUACUUCCUUUGCAUUAAAAAUGUAGAAACUGCACUUCGGUUUCUUGCUACAGUGAAAGGCGACACAUCUGAGGUGACCUUUCCUGCUGUAGUUUUGCGGACACUGACAAAAGGUGGCCGAUAUCUGGAUGCGUAUAACCUUGUUAUGGGAGCGAGAGAUAAGCUACCUCUCAUGGAUGUGGUUGACUACUCAAUUGUUAUUGACGGCCUUUGCAAAGGAGGACAUAUUGACAGGGCCUUAGAUCUCUGUAAUUUUGCCAGCAAUAUAGGAAUUUCUUUCAAUAUUGUAACCUAUAACUCAGUAAUCAGUGGGUUGUGUCAUCAAGGGUGUGUGCUUGAAGCUUCUCGGUUAUUUGAUUCAUUAGAAAGGAAUGAUAUAGUUCCUUCAGAAAUCACGUAUGGUAUACUCAUUGACGCUUUGUCAAAAGAAGGUCUUUUAGCAGAUGCUAGAAGUUUGUUUGAGGAAAUGUUCCUAAAGAAUCUUAGAGCGAGUACUCGCAUAUAUAAUUCAUUAAUCAAUGGAUGCAGCAAGUUAGGUCAAAUCCAGGAAACUUUGAAGCUUCUCCAUGAUUUACAAGCUAAAGGCCUCAGACCAGAUGAAUUCACUGUGAGUGCAGUACUUAACUGCUAUUGUCAGAAGGGUGACAUGGAGGAAGCUCUUGGGUUCUAUUCCGAGUUCAAAAUGAAAGGCAUACUACCUGAUUUCUUGGGUUUCAUGUACCUGGUGAGGGGCUUAUGCGAUAAAGGAAGGAUGGAAGAAUCUCGAUGCAUUUUGAGAGAGAUGCUUCAAUCAAAAUCUGUCAUUGAUCUUCUUGGCAGAGUUGAAAUCCAAAUCGAGACAGAGUCUAUUAGAAGUUUUCUUUCUCUAUUGUGUGAGCGAGGAAGCAUACAAGAGGCAGUUACUAUUCUGAAUGAAGUGGUAUCCAUGUUUUUCCCUGCUAAAAGGGGGUGUGGUGCUUGGAAUUUAUUAGGGAAACUUGAAGAGUCUGAUGGGAGAGAGAUGGAUAUAGACUCAAGAUCACACGAGAGUUGGAUGCAUGAGAAGGCAUCAAACAACCGUCAUGACCAAGACACUCAAAUAACCCAGUUGCUCGACUUCAAUUCUUUCUAUUCCUGUAUUGCUUUAUUGUGUUCAAAAGGGGAGCGUGAUAAGGCUAAUGAAGUGGCUAAAGUUAUUACUGGUUUCUCAUAGAGCUUGUUUGUCUUUUCAACAAUAUUUAGCUAGCUUCUUUGGCUAUGGUUUGAGAACAAAGAACCGUACAAGAGCUAUCUUAGGAGGAAUUAAAGGAAGUGAAAUGUAACUUGGAAGCUUCUAUGAACCUCUGGAUUCCCUCUUUACACCAAGAAGAGCAAAUCUCAGUGACUAAAGCCAGGUCCUUAAAAACUUAGGACGAUGGACUUAGCAGUAUUCUUUCUGAAGAAGAAGUACAGGGAAUUUGGACCUUCUUGCAAGGCCAUUUGAGACUUUGUGGCAUGACUAUACAUGAAAGCUUUAGGCAAUGUCUCAUUGUCACUCCUCGUGUUGUUGCAGAGGUUACUUUUUGAUUCUUCAUUCUAGUCAAUCUUUGUAUUUCCAGAAAACAUUUCUUUUCAUUCUGAGUGUACCCGUGUGUACCGAGUGUAAUAAGUAUCUGGAUUAUCAGAUAGCAAGCUCCAUCACUGGAAUGCUGUAACAAGGAAUGUUGGAUUUCUGAUUGUUAUUCUGGAGGUGGAUGGAAUUUGCAAUUUAGAAGAUAUUUUGAUGAUUGGGAGAUUGAAGAUGUUAACCUUCUGCUUCAAAAGUUGAGUUCAGUGGUGAUAUUAGAAGAAAGAGAGGACUCAGUACAUGGAAAGCCAGUAGAGAUGAGAAGAUCUCUGUUAUAUCCUGCUAUAAAAUGUUGCAACUUGCAAGCUCAAGGAGACAUAGUAGAUGAAAUGGCCUGCUAAAAUAAUCUGGAAGACCAACGUUCCUCCUAAAGCGGCAUGUUUUGGAUUGUUUGCAACGCAUGUGUAAUUCCAACCUCUGUGCUUGCAGCAUAUCUGGUUGAGUAGUAGAAUAUUAAUCCCUUUGCUGUGGUUAGAUGAGCUCCUCAUGAAUUCGAAAUCGCUUGCUUAUAG
Nicotiana attenuata is the source of this 4078-nucleotide messenger RNA. RefSeq names its product pentatricopeptide repeat-containing protein At5g57250, mitochondrial. The record is from RefSeq and is a predicted model, not a curated record. Gene Ontology annotation, molecular function: protein binding. The transcript has 3 exons. NCBI's taxonomy places the organism in Eukaryota, Viridiplantae, Streptophyta, Magnoliopsida, Solanales, Solanaceae. Bases 51 to 3173 code for a protein of 1040 amino acids.